AAUCUCGCGGGAAGUCCAUGUGAACUGGAAGCAGAAGAAGAAGAAGUGAAGGCGCUGCGGGGAAAAUUAAAAUGUCUGCUCCAAAAACCAUCCCGAAAGAUGCUCAGGUGAUGAUCCAGAUCCUGAAGGACAUGGGCAUCACUGAGUACGAACCACGAGUCAUCAACCAGAUGUUGGAGUUCACCUACAGAUACGUGACGACCAUCAUCGAAGACGCCAAGAUUUACGCCACACACGCCAAGAAGUCCAGCGUGGACGCCGACGACAUCAAACUGGCCAUCCAGUGUCGUAUGGACCAGUCCUUCACCUCGCCGCCGCCGAGAGACUUCCUGUUGGAGGUGGCGAGGCAGAAGAACAUGACGCCUCUGCCGCUGAUCAAACCGUACACGGGACCUCGACUCCCUCCGGACCGCUACUGUCUGACGGCGCCAAACUACAGACUCAAAUCUGUUCAGAAGAAGGUGUCGUCGUCUGCCGGCAGGAUAACGGUGCCUCGUCUCAGCGUCGGCGCCGUCUCCAGCAGACCGAGCACGCCGACCCUCGGAACUCCGUCUGUUCAGUCCGUCACCACUAAAGUCGGAGCUCCGGUGUCUCUGACGGGUCAAAGGUUCACCGUUCAGAUGCCACAGCCCUCUCAGACGGCCACCACCAAAACCACGACGCCGUCCACGCCGGCCGUCUCCAACGUCCUCAUCAACCCGUCUCUGAUCGGCUCCAAGAACAUCCUCAUCACCACCAACAUGGUGUCGCAGAACUCCGGCGGCGAGUCGCUGAAGAGGAAACACGAAGACGAAGACGACUACGACGCUUUAUGACGACGAGACGGAAGACGACUUUUUAAUAAUCUAUAAAAAAAAACAACCCCCCAAACAUCGACCUUCGCUACAGCUCGCCAGAAACUGAACUCCUGUUAGUUUUAUUUUUUUUUUAGUUUUCUAGGACUUUGAAUCUAACGUCACUUCCAGUCACACCAGUAAAACCAGUCUGCUGGGUGUCGACCAGUAAAACCAGUCUGCUGGGACGCUCAACAACCAGAGGAAGCUGCGCUCAUGUUUCACUGAUUUACAAUAAACGGCAUUAAAACAAUAAAAAAAACAAAAAAAACGUGCUGCGACUCUUCAUAUAAAAGAAGCUUUAAAGGAACAUUUCACCCAAAAUCUACAUUUGAAACAUUAAUACUGAUAUUUAAAUAAAAACAUGAUAUAACCUUUAUUAUUAGCAGGUUACUGUAUAGUUACUGAAAUAUUACUGUGAUGUUUGUAAUUAGUUCUGCCUCAUUGUUCUUCAGGUUGAUUUCCACUAAAUAUCCCCUUUCUUCUUGGCCCUUUGUUACCGUGGUUACACCCACUGUUAAUACCAAGCUAUUACUUAACCUUCUGAUGUAAAACUAAACUAUAAAGUCUCUCUGUUCAGUUUUUCAUUAACAGGUGAAACAGAAAGUCAACAAACCUCAAAGUCUGUUUGUUAGGAAACCUGCAGAGAGGUUUACUGGUUUACUGGGUUCAAACUGGGUUCAAACUGGGUUUAAUUUGGUUGAAAACAGCUGCAGUGGAGGGAAAACGCUUCCAGAGAGAGAGAACGAAGAGAGAAGAGGAAGAAUUUCAGGAUGUUAUAGAGCAGAAAGAAGAAGAUUCAAACUACUGAGAUCAACACUUACAACUAGAUGAAUUAUUGUUCUGCAUGUUAUUAAAGUGUGAUCUGUAUCUGGAGGGAAAAACAUG
Messenger RNA from Thunnus maccoyii (southern bluefin tuna), 1721 nucleotides. It is a transcript of the gene taf9, whose product is annotated as TAF9 RNA polymerase II, TATA box binding protein (TBP)-associated factor. Gene Ontology annotation, biological process: DNA-templated transcription initiation; RNA polymerase II preinitiation complex assembly. The coding region runs from base 72 to 815 and encodes 247 amino acids. Gene Ontology annotation, molecular function: protein heterodimerization activity; RNA polymerase II general transcription initiation factor activity; transcription coactivator activity. Gene Ontology annotation, cellular component: SAGA complex; transcription factor TFIID complex. NCBI's taxonomy places the organism in Eukaryota, Metazoa, Chordata, Actinopteri, Scombriformes, Scombridae. The record is from RefSeq and is a predicted model, not a curated record. The transcript is spliced from 7 exons.